AAUACCAUUCCAUUGUAGUUAGCUGUCAGUUCCCGCUUCACGAGGUUCAACAACUUUCUUCUUCGCCUCAACACAGCGGCGAGUGAAUUUAGUUAACGUCCUCUAGCGCCACCAGAACUUCGGUCAGCGAGCUCAAAAGAGGGAUCGUGGCCAUACUCCCUCCAGACCAGUGGGCGCCACUGUUGCACCCAUCUCUCCUGGUGGAGCGGCGAAUAACGGAAGAAGCAGGAACCGUUUUAACGUUGAUCAGAACCUAAGUCUGGACUGGGAAGCAGGAUCCUCCAGGACUGUGCUGGAGCCCUGAACAACAGUCGUCCGGCCGUCAGCUUUGAAUCUACUGGAGUGUGACCAGCAAGCCAAACCCAAGCUCACCUGGAAGAGCUGUGCUGAGAGUCCGUCAGUGGCACCAUGGCGGAGAAGCUGCUCAAUUUAUCAGCCAAGGGACGAAUUGUCAUCUGCCUCCUGGUCAACCUAUUUUCCUCCAUCUGCAUCGUCUUCAUCAACAAGUGGAUCUAUGUCCACUAUAAAUUCCCCAACAUGACUCUGACCCUGGUCCAUUUUGUGGUCACCUGGUUAGGCCUAUACAUCUGCAACAAGAUGGACAUUUUCUCACCAAAAAGCGUCCCCAUCCGCAGGAUCGUGUGGCUGGCGCUGAGCUUCUGUGGAUUUGUGGCCUUCACUAAUCUCUCUCUACAGAACAAUUCUAUUGGAACAUACCAGCUGGCUAAGGCGAUGACCACGCCCGUCAUCAUUCUCAUCCAGACCACCUACUACAAGAAGACAUUCUCUACUAAGAUCAAACUGACUCUGGUACCGAUAACUCUUGGAGUAAUUCUAAACUCUUACUACGAUGUUCGUUUUAAUGUCCUCGGGACAGUAUUUGCAACACUGGGAGUCCUGGUUACGUCACUGUACCAAGUGUGGGUCGGAGCCAAACAACAUGAGCUGCAGGUGAACUCCAUGCAGUUGCUCUACUACCAGGCCCCGCUCUCAUCGGGCUUCUUGCUCUGUAUUGUUCCCUUCUUUGAACCGCUGACUGGAGAUGGGGGGAUAUUUGGACCCUGGUCUCUGCCUGCACUGGCGACGGUUUUGUUUUCAGGUGUUGUGGCCUUCCUAGUCAACCUGUCCAUCUACUGGAUCAUAGGAAACACAUCAGCUGUCACCUACAACAUGUUUGGUCAUUUUAAGUUCUGCAUCACUCUGGUAGGGGGAUACGUGCUGUUCCAGGACCCGCUGUCACUAAACCAGGCUCUAGGAAUCCUCUGCACUCUGGCUGGCAUCCUGCUGUAUACACACAUCAAGCUGGUGGAACAGGAAGAAGGAAAGAACCGCCUCGCUCAAAGACCAUAAAGACACUUGCCUAUUCAUCACCUAUAGAAGUAGAUUGAAACUAUUUUUAAAAGAUAUGUAUUUUAUUACAAUGUAAGUGCUGCGAUUGUAAUAUCAGAAUAGAAGCAACUGAAUAACAAGUCAAUGAUAGCAAAAGCGACAAUGCAUUACUUUUUUCAAACAAAUAUAAAACAAAAUCAUGUUACAUUUUCUUUUGCUGUACUAUCAUUGAACGUAUUUUAAGUUUAAUUUAUUUUGUCUUUUAGUGACAAGACAACUGCUUCCUGAACUGCCAUUGUGCAGGAAAUUAUGUGUAAGAGAAGCAAAAUAUCCAGUCAAUGUAUUUUCGCUAUUUUGUGAAAAUACGACUUUAUACCCAUAUUUUUUUUACAUUGCCAAACUGGCCUUGAUAGGAAUAAGGUAAUUCACUCUGCACCUUUACAUCAUAACUGCCUGUUUUCGCUUUAAAUAUGGAAAUCAAAUCAAGUUGGAAGCAUGCUAUUUAUUUAUGUUGCAUUGUUGUCUUCUCUUGUUUAAUUCAAAUGCGGGGUACAUUGCCAGUUAACAAAGCAUUACUUAAGGCAAACAUUUCCAUACUGAAUAAAUAUUUGUUUAUAUAUAUAUACAUGUAUUAUCUUGGCAGAUCACUACAGGAUAGUUGUUUCAAAAAGCAGCCUGAUAUAUAUAUAUAUAUAUAUAUAUAUAUAUAAAUUCUUGAUCACUCACCAUCUGGCACUUAAUCGAGUAGGGGACAAAAGGAUGGAACAAGGAAUGCUUCGGAGGAUACACAUUGGUCCUUACAGAUAGAUUGUUUCUAAGCUUAAGAUUCAUGU
Messenger RNA from Synchiropus splendidus (mandarinfish), 2162 nucleotides. RefSeq names its product solute carrier family 35 member E3 (gene slc35e3). Gene Ontology annotation, molecular function: nucleotide-sugar transmembrane transporter activity; antiporter activity. The transcript is spliced from 9 exons. The record is from RefSeq and is a predicted model, not a curated record. Gene Ontology annotation, cellular component: Golgi apparatus. Bases 409 to 1350 code for a protein of 313 amino acids. NCBI's taxonomy places the organism in Eukaryota, Metazoa, Chordata, Actinopteri, Syngnathiformes, Callionymidae.